Molecule: messenger RNA, 7801 nt
Organism: Daphnia pulicaria
Lineage: Eukaryota; Metazoa; Arthropoda; Branchiopoda; Diplostraca; Daphniidae
Product: tyrosine-protein phosphatase non-receptor type 23-like
Exons: 18
Coding region: 2731-7551 (1606 amino acids)
Biological process (GO): endocytic recycling; early endosome to late endosome transport; protein dephosphorylation
Cellular component (GO): endosome
Molecular function (GO): protein tyrosine phosphatase activity; protein binding
Source: RefSeq, a predicted model, not a curated record
AGCACUUGACCGGAAUUUAAAGGGGAUAGGAAUAGGAUGUUAGAAGAGACAACAACAUUGAACUUCAAAAUGUUCGAAGGAAAAGAGAGUGGAUCUUAGAAGAUUUAUUUACUGAGGAUGAAAUGGUUUAACUGUAGGUUUGAGAACCACAUUUAAUGAACAUUUAUUUGGAAAACCAGAACAAGAUGCAAACACAGCUUUAACAGAGCUAGACAAAGGGUUACGCUCUGUGAGGCCAUUAUUUGUUUCCCUAGACUUUUUGAGAAGUAUCCAUUUUCGAUUCUGAUAAAUUCUGCAUUCCUAAAGCUGGAAGAGGUCUUCAGGACAAGACUGUGUGUUCUAAUAGUCUGCCAGCAAAGUGAAAGGCAUCUAGACAAGAUCCUCAACGUGGAUGAAUUUGUCAAAAUAAUAUUCACAGUUAUUCAUUCCAAUAAUCCAAUUGCAAGAUCUCAUGGCACUGAGAACUUUGGGGAGUAUGGAAAUUAUUAUGAUCGGAAAUCAGUGAAUCACAGCAUUCGCGACAGUUUGGAUUUGCACGAUGCUGUAGAGUUAGAGGCAGCUAUCUACGCCGCAUCCAAGUUUGCCGCACAGUCUUGAACCUUUUCCGUCAACAUGUGCAGCAAAAUUGCCGAGAUGAUUCAGGGACUGGUAACACCUGUAAAUAUCAAGCUCAAGCUCAUCCCCAUCUUGCAGUACAUGCACCAUGAUGCUCACACGGCCGCCAUGGUUCGACGUUUGUGCGCACAGCUCUUGCACAGCUACCCUGCCCAAAAUUUCGUCUGUGUGACACUACACACACUGCUGGCUAGUGAAACUCUGGUCGAAAUCCCUCAACAGCUACUCCUGCUUCUUGAAUAUUUGUGCGAUUCCAGGAGAGGUGUCCAGGCUCAAGUUUUGUCUGACUUGAAAAUUCAGAUCGCUGGACGUUCUAGUAACCCGCUAGCCAUGGCUGUUUUAUCCUCAAAGCUAAUACAAAGUUGCUCUUGAUUUAGAAUCAGUGUUGCUACAGUUGCGACCGGUCUGUUGCAGCGAAAGCAGUUCAGCUACUUGUCCAACUAGUAGUUAUAUUUAGCAAACAAAAUUCUUUGUCGUCUUCAGUGCCCGAUUUAAGCCACGACGCUGCCCUAGCUGUCGAAUCGCUCAUAUUGGGCCUCUGCUUGGCGGGAAAAACCGAAGAGAGGGAACUCAAGAUUGCGUUGACAUCAGCCGUCCAGCUGAGUCGUGUCGCCGGACCAGAAAUCAGGGACACCUUAUUGAUUGCCUCACUCGCCUUUUGCUUCAAUCUUCCGGUUCCACGUUAGUCCUGCUGUGCCAGGCCCUGGCUGCCAUCGGAGACACCCAACCGUCCGCCAUUGUACCAGCAUUGGUUGACAUCAUGUCAAUGCUCAAGAAACUCACCGUUCAAAGCGAUCAAGAGUUGUUGGCAAUUCCAUUGUUGUGCGUUCUCAUGUUCCAGACGCACGCCUCUCAUUGUUGGUCUCAACAGGCCAGCGAAGUGGUCCACGAAGUCAUCUUUAGGGUCAACUUGUGGGUGGCUUUCCGAAUCGCCCGCUCUGCCACAAGAUACUGGAUCGCUUGUUGGGCCGCAUUUUGACGGAGCAUCGCUGAGCAUCUCUACUUUUGGAUUCAGGGAUUGCGCGAUUUCACCCUGGCCGAAUCUCACCUGAGUUGCGGCACUGGAUCCGAUGCUGUAGCCGUUUCUCUCAUAGAAAGAUUAGUGUUGGCCUCGAAGCUUUAUCUGGAAGGGAAUGUCUUCACUGAAGGCAACCACCAGCCCCACCCGCGUUCUUCAGUUUCAAGCCGAAUUCGGCCGAUUGCGAGUCGAAUUCCUGUCGGCGUGCUCUCAACUUGUCCAGGCUUGUCGAACGCUUCAGACAGCCCCGCCGUCGGCCAUCGCUCACGCCGUAGCGGCUGCCACCCGAGACGAACUGCAGCGCUGCGGUCGAAUUACUCACCAGCUGAGGAAGUCGGUGUUUGUGCUCCGGCAGGUGGCCGAAGCCUGUCCAAGCUCGGACAGAGCGCCUUCGACCCCGACCAGUACCAGGAGAGCCUCACGAAUUUGCAGCUACAAAAGCAGACGGCCUUGAUCAUGACCCAGACGGUCGAGUCCACCUACCUCCGGGCGUCUCAGCUAGGCGUUAUGACUGUCGAAAACGAUCUGCCCAUGAUCAACAAGACGGUGCAAGCAGAUCACGUCGCUGUGCGGAGUAUGGCCACUCGAUGCCCUGAAGCUGUCGAUCUCGUAAGACGUUUCCGCGAUGGCAUCCCUGAUUUGAAACUUAUUAAUCACUUGAACGUUGGAUGCAUCUUGGAUUGCUUGAAGUUACUCAUAGAAACACCUCUUUGCUUUCCGCGGUUCAUGUUCCAGACACUGCAGACCACUUCCAUCAAGUUAAAUUGGCGGUGAGCCCUCAGCCGAGAGUGGCCGGAGAGACGAUAACGACAACCAUUGGCUCGCAGUUGGCCGUUAAGGUGGAAGGUAUUGUCCAGGUUACUUCCAGCCCGCGAUAUUUUGGACGGAGAGUACGUGUCGUUCAAGUGACAAUACAAUCGAAUCCUACUAACCCGACAGUUGGAUCGGAUGACAAGCCGAUCGAGUCAAGUACGAGUAGCCUAUGAACAAAACAGCUGAGCCGCACAAUGAUUACUUUUCGGCUCAGUUUUUACUAACAUUCGCUGCUGCUGGACUGCAUCAGGUGUUUGUUAAGACAGCCCAGAUGGACACGUUCGAUGCACUGUGGAACGCUGGACCUAAAGCGCAAUUAUCUGACAAAACCUUUGAAGAAUCGGGCUCAUCAAAAACAACAUCCAGUAGCUCAUCUGCAGCAUCCCGUGCCACAGCCACGGCAACUUAAGCAACUCAAUCGGGCAGCUGCCCAGAUUGUUGAUUAUUACAAGUCAGCUGUUAAAGUGCUGGAUCAGGGUGACAACCUUCCAGAUGGUAAUGCCCUAGUCGAAGUUGCCGGAGUCAAAGCUUACAAUAUUUGGAAAAAGUACAGCGAAUUCAAGAUGACGUUCCAUCAGUGUGUGGCUUUGCUCUACAUGGGUAUACAUAGUGAGGAGAUGCAGAAGAUGGGAGAAAGACUUGCUUACUUUCAGGCUGCAAUGGAUAAACUUACAGAGGCGACCAAAAAAGCCAAAAAACUAGAAAAUAAAUCAGAAAGUGUCAAUGACGCGAUUUCUUUCGUCCAUGACGUUGUUGGUGGCAAACUCAAGGCAGCCGAGAAAGAAAACGAAUUCGUUUACCAUGAAAAAGUUCCCGACCGCGCCUCAUUACCUGACAUUAAGGGCGCAUCUCUUGUGAAAGGCACGCCUUUCGAUGUUACAGACCCUGAAAUCGCUGGCCAGGAUAUUUUUCAUCGAUUAGUACCCAUGGAAGCUCACGAAACAUCUUCACUCUACAGUGAGGAAAAAGCCAAACUACUACGUCGAGUUGGUGGAAAUGUCGAAGAAAAAGAUCAAGAAUUGGCAUUGUUUUUAACAUCACUUCAGGUUGACCAAUUGAGAGUGCAUUUGGAACCAACGGGUCUACCGCAGGAGUUGAUUGAUCUCUGCGCAGCGUUUAGUGUCGAAACAAACGUGGUCCAAAGUCUGAUUGAUGCCAUGGGUGAGCUGUCGUCGGUCUACACUGAUGUAGAGUCUUCACUGGCCGAAAUCCAAAAUCUUUUGAGCAAAGAACAAGAAAAUGUAAGGAUUUAUCAAGGCCAAGGCAAACGACCCCCUUCAAUGAUCUUAAAAGAACUUUCGCUUGAAGCUGGUCGCUUUGUCGAAGCCCACGCAAAAGCUGCUGAUUCCAACAUGCCCCUGCAUAAAGCCAUCAAUUCACAUUUGGACAAUUUGCGGACUUUAAGCCUUCCAUUAUCUGAAAUCCAAGCUCAGUUACCCAGUAUUCAAGUGUUGGAAUCAAGUAAAGACCAAGCAGCUAUUAAAGAGUUGCAUCGGCUUCUCGACAAGGUGGAAGAGAUGCGCAAACAACGCCAAAUGCUUUACACUCAAUUACGUGAAGCCCUUCAAGCCGAUGCCAUCACCAAAUUGGCAACCCACCAAACGGAUUUAGAGGUCCUAUUUACCAAGGAGUUGGCAAAGCACCAACGGUUGACUUCGUUAAUCGAACAAAAUCUUUCAGCCCAGGAGAAGAUCCUUGUUGCUUUAACGGAAGCUAAUGCUCGAUACGCAGACACGCGACGCUCCACCGCCGACAUUCAGCAGCGUCGAAUUGCAACCGUGGCUGCUCUGAUGGCUUCCGCCGAGGCCUAUCCAGAUCUGAUUGCAAAGUGCCAAAAAGGUCUCGAAUUCUACAGGAAGAUGGACACGAAUGUCACGAAACUCUUGCAGCGUUUGCGAUCCGUCUGUCGUGUCCAACAGGAAGAGCGUGAACAGCAGGAGGCUGCACGAGAACGGAAUCGCCCCACUCAUGUGACCAACCCACGACCCGAAAUUCCAGAAUCUACUGAUGUAACGAGCGGUCCGAAGUUGAAAGAUUUUCUUCAUUUAAUGAAAAAAGAUCGAGUUGGAAUGGAACCAUCUUUUAUUCCAACCACAUCGUCAGCACCUCCACCGGGUUCUGCUGGAGCUGAUGCCGUCGCCCCGUUUAGUUACCCGUAUCAACGUCCGACUCCUCUUGGUGCCGAGCAGAGUGUUCGCCAUCCGCAAUCGACGCCCUAUGUGCCUGACGGCAAUUCUUAUUACUAUCAAAAUAAUACUUCCCAAAGUGGGUUCCCACCUUCUGGACCAAAUCUACCAAGACCAACUUAUAGUAGUGGUUUCCAAACAACUGAUAGGUCUUCGUCGUUUUCAGCCACCCAACCGGGUGCUUCUAGUUUGGCUCAAUCCAGCUACAAUUAUCCUUCUCCUUCGGCUUCUCCCCUUCAUCAGCAACCCACCACUGCAGUCAAUCCGCAUCCGAUUCCUACUAGCCAACCCCAACAACCGUCUUAUCCAUCAGCAGGAGGUCAGGCGUAUCUGGGUCAGCAACCGUCAGGAGGAGGAAACAACCCGCAGUCUUUUGGUUCAACUCAACAUAUGCAACCUCAGAAUUAUCCACCUACUUCCAACUAUUAUGGCCAAGUUCUUGGUGCGACAUCGUACGACAUCGCCUUGUCGAUGCAGCAACAAGCGUACCCUACAGUCUCUCAAAUGGGGCAACAACCUACCCCCAGUGUUCCCGUAACAACAACUUCUAAUUCCUCAACCAAUUACCCAACAGUGAGUUAUAUGACUCCUAAUGGAGGAACUUCAUCGGCUUAUGCUCCUCACUUUGCCCCGGCAACCCAACAGCAACCAUCUUCUGCAGCUCCUUCAUCUUUUUCCCAAACGGCUGUUGCCGUAUCUCAACAGCAGCAGACUUAUGGGGUUGCGAGUUAUCUGAACCAACCAUCCGUUGGGAGAGAAACCCAAUCGGGUCCCUUGUCUUAUCCAAACACUCAUGUAAACAUUCCUCCAACUCAGCAACAACAGUAUCCCUAUUAUCCGGGCAGUUCCAUGUACGGCUAUCCGCCUGCAACAACAACAGCGGCUGCAGCUUCAAUGCAUCAAUAUCAGUACGGAUACAGCUCGUCCAAUCCAAACAUAGACGGGAGUGGGGGUUAUCAACACGGAGUAACAGGUACUAAUAAUUCGGCUCUCUCUCAGUCAGCCGGACAUCAAGGUCCGGGAUUAAUAACCGCCGCUUCGGCUUCCGGAAUCGGACAGUAUCAACAUUAUCCUUACUAUCCAAAUCCAGUUGAUCCAGUCAAUAACUAUCACUACCAGCAUCCUGGAUCUUACUAUCCGGCUGCCAAUUCUUAUCCUCCGGCCGCAGAGCAAAUUCUUCAGCCUACUCCGUUGGCUCCCACAUCAGUUCCUCCCGCUCCUACUGUUGCUCAGGCUCCCGUAGCUCAUUUACCCGUCACCGUGCCGCCAAAUCCCACAGGCGUUGGACAAGUCGCUAGCAAUUUAGAGCUUUUGACGCUUUUAGAUCUUUCUGUUCCUAUGGCUCCUAUCGGCGGUCUAUUGGAGCCACAACCUAGAGAGGCUCAAACUCCUGGUGGGAGUACACAAGGUACGACUACGCUGACCAAUUCAACCAUCAAGGCGGUUAUGAUGGCUCCUGUUGCCACGCCUGAUCCAAUCAAACCCACGUCCAUCUCCUCCGCUACUGAAUCUUUUCCUUUCCACGAAUCACCUACCAAAUCUGAAGUGAAACUAGCAACGCUCCCAACCACUGGCCACAAAGAUCCUUUAGCUGACGCUGAAUUAGCAUGUAAAUUGGCUGUGGAGGUCGAGAAGUUGGACAAAUUGGUGGACGGCCUGACUCGCAAAAGUCUCAAUGGACCAACCUCACUGGACACCCGCUGGAAGGAAGUGCUGGAAUUGCAAGAGCGUGAGUCAACUCGUCACAGUAUUUCGGUGGCGCGGUGUUAUCCCAUGAAGAACCGACUCCCAGAUGUGCUACCUUACGACCACAAUCGUGUGGAGCUGCCCACUACAAAGGAUGAUUACAUUAACGCCUCUUUGGUUCCUGCUUUAUCGCCUGGCGCUCCCUCUUUCAUCGCCACUCAAACGCCAUUGCCUUGCAGCCAGCAGGACUUUUGGACGAUGAUAUGGCAACAAUCGGUUGAAAUUGUUGUUUGUUUACUUUCGGACGCCGAAAUACCCAAGCCCAGCCCUUCAACGAUAGCUAUUUAUUGGCCUGUAGAGAAGGGCCGUGAUGUCAUCUCUGGCCCCUGGACCAUAACACUUCAGAGCAGUAACAUCCGCUCGUAUUGCCACGAACGAAUCCUUGGUCUCAGCAAAAACGGAGAAGCCAAACAGCGUGUAGUCAUACACUUACAAUUUACAGCUUGGCCUGGAAGUAGCUUUCCCGCUUCGCCUGCCCAGUUUCUUCAAUUGACGAAUGAAGUGCUUCACUGUUGGCAGCAGCAACGAAGCAAAACCCAUCCGAUCGUUGUCCAUUGUCUGGCGGGCGCAGGACGUACUGGUCUUUUUUGCCUCCUCUCUACGGCCCUCAAUGACCUUACUUCAGGCCAUGGACUGUUGGACGUCGUACGGGUUGCGGCGAGCCUUUGCCAGCAUCGACGCAACAUGUUCCGAGAUCGUGAACACUUGCUCUUUGCUUACCAAGCCUUACUUUAUCACGCCCAGGAUUUACUCAUGAAAAGAGGAAUUUUGUCGGGAACGACUUCAUUGCAAGGAUCCCCUAUAAAGAAACAUCAUCCAUCGCAAGAUUUCAUUCAUUCACCGAUUCCAACUCCUUCGAACAAUGCGACACCUGUGUUGGAGGCAGCGGCGAAUGUUUUGAAAGAAACGACAGCAACGGAAGAAGUGGCUUCCCAAGUAACAGAAGAACCAGCAGCGAUGUUGCAAACGACAGACACACCUACGCCAAAAAAGAGCCAGGCUCUAGGGGCGUUGGCUAUCCUUGAUCCUGCAAACUUCACGUUGGACGGCGGCCAAACAAAUAUACACCGCGUUACAAAAGAAAGUUUUAAAAACGCCUCUCAGCUCGGUUCAAUGUCUGAUCCUUCUGAUCCGCUCAGCCAACUCGAUCCUUUGUGGUCACUGGCUAAAUAAGUUUUUCUGAGUCAAAUUGAAGGCCAUUAUUAUCGAUACUACGCUGAUGGCAAAAGAUAGCGAAUUAUUUCUUGCCUCUUUCUUCUUCUUCAUUAUUAUUUAGUAAUCUGAUCAAAUAGCCUCCCAUGGCGACAUAUUAGUUUGUUAGCAACGUCCGAAGAUUUAACCCGUGGAAGAAUGGCAUAUUUUGCAUUCCGCUAAGUUUUUUGGAAUUUUAUGAUUGAUGUACCGAAUACACGUUCAACAUUAA